CAACGUACCUUUUAUUGUAUCAAUUACACUAAUUAUACAUGAAAUUCAAUAUUUGUACCUGAUUUUUAUUCUAUUUAGAUGCGGAGUUAGCUUAUUUAAAAAAAGUAUUUGUUAUUGAUUGUAUUGAAUUCUCCCGCCCAGACCCUAAUAGCGAGAUCUUGUCAGCCGUGCGGUGGCUGAACAGCUACCGGCCGAAAACAUAGAACAAAAUGAGUCAGAAUUAGCAGGAUUUCCCCACUUUACCCUCUGGUGACAACCAGGAAAGGGUGGAAAAGAUGGCCAUGGAGCUUCGGCUGAAGAGCCCUGCCGGGGCCGAGCCUGCGAUCUACCACUGGCCGCUGCAGUCGGACAACAACCGGGACGAAGCGCUGGAGAUCAUCGAGACGAUCAGGUGGGUUUGCGAGGACUUCCCCGAGCUGAAGCUGGCGAUGGAGAACAAUGUUCUCCUGGACUACGACACCAAGAGUUACGAGAGCAUGAAGACCAUCUGUGACAAGUACAACCGUGCCAUCGACGCCACUCUGCAGCUGUGUUUCCGUGGUAACCAGGUGCGUGGCACCACGCGGCCGGCACAGCUGCAGACGCGCCCGUCCCGCGGCCUGCUCCGCCACAUCCUGACCCAGGUCUACAACCACUCCAUCGACAACCCCGACAGGCUCAACAACUACGAGCCUUUUUCUCCUGAGGUGUAUGGAGAGACUUCGUUUGACCUGAUCGCCCAGAUGACUGAUGAGAUCACCAUCACGGAGGAUGACACCUUCAUGGACCUGGGCAGUGGUGUUGGACAGGUGGUUCUCCAGGUGGCAGCCUCCACGCCAUGUCGGUUCUGUUACGGUGUGGAGAAGUCUGAAGUCCCUGCCUUAUACUCGGAGAGAAUGGAUGUGAACUUCAGGAAGUGGAUGAAGUGGUAUGGGAAGACCUACGGGGAGUACAAAUUGGAGAAGGGGGAUUUCUUGACUCCAACAUUCAAAGAUAAAAUUGCCAAUACUAGUAUUGUGUUUGUGAACAACUUUGCCUUCGGCCCCUCCGUGGACCACCAACUCAAGGAAAGAUUCGCAAACAUGAAAGAAGGUGCUAAAGUCGUCUCUUCCAAAGCUUUCUGUCCUCUCAACUUUCGUAUCACGGACAGAAACCUCAAUGAUAUAGGUACGAUCAUGCGGGUGUCGGAGUUGUCUCCGCUACGCGGGUCCGUUUCGUGGACGGGCAAGCCCGUGUCGUACUACCUGCACGUGAUCGACAGAACAAUCUUGGAAGACUACUUCAGUAGUAAAAUUCAUAAUAAUUCUCAGGGGCUCGAACGAGGGCGGAACGGACGCUCUAAUAGCAGCGGCAGUAGCAGUAGCUCGCCGACGCGCAGCAAUGAUUUCCGCGCCGCCAAGAACAUCAGCUUCGACAAGGAGAACGAAGAGAACAUCUAUGGCGCCACAACGCGGCGACAGUGGCAGGAGUGGAUAGCUGGGAAGAAGCCAGACCAGAUGGGCAAGAACCCUCAUGAAAGGAUGGAGGUUCCCACAUGGAGUUUUCACAACUACACUAGAGCUGUGAUGGGGCCGGCUAUGUGGGGGUCAGUGGGCAUGCCGGCUGAACGGAGACCACCUUCCCCCCCUGAAGCCGAGGGCGACAGGAAGAAGGGUAGCAAGAGGAAGCAGCGUCAGGCCGCCAAGCGCGGGCCAGGGCGCCCCAAGAAGACUGACGAGACCGAGGAGUCGGCCGAACCAUCCAGUAAAUCACGGCGAAGGCAGAAGAUUGCCAAAUGUAAAACUGCUGCACUGGACCUGCUGCAUGCUCAAACUGUGUCAAACAGCACGUCUCCACAAGGUGCUCAGCACGACCGCGGGCCGACAAGUCCGUAUGAUCGGACGGUUCCCUUCACCCUCCCGCCUCACCCAUAUCGUCUUCAGCAGCAGCCAAUGGUGGAGCAGGCUUUUCCCGCUCUGCAACGUUUGCUGGAAACUUUCAAGAUGCAGUACCUCCAGUUUCUGGCCUACAUGCGGACACCAGACUACAAGCAGCAUCUACAGCAGGAAAUACAGCAGGAAAAGGCCCGACAGGAGCAGCUGACCGCCAAGGCCAGCCAGCUGAGCCAGCAGAUUGAACAGCUGCUGGGGGAAGGCAAGAAGCUGCUGUCCACCAGACUACAGGAGCUGGGCAUCAAGUCAGCUGCAGACAUCCUGACGCUGUCCCAGAAGGAGGUGGUGCGGAACAGGGAGCUGCACCAGAAGGCACAGCAGCUGCAGCAGGACAUCGACAAACUGGAGGCAGACAACAACAAAAAGGACCCAAACGGUGUGACCCGUGAGGCGGUGAUGCAGGAGAUCAUGGCGGCCAUGGCGGAGAGAAAACGUCUGAAGAAACUCACCAACCAGCUGGAGACAGAGGUCGCGACCUUGCAGAAGGGCGGGUCGGAGAAGGACUCAGCAGAGCAUGCUGGGAAGGACCAGGAGGGUGAGACAGCAGAUGGGGAGCAGGAAAAAAGACUUGCCAAUGAUGUGUCCACCAGUGCUUCUGUUGCUAUGGCAACAGCAAAGCUGACAUCUCCCCUGACAGGAGGGUUGGAGAGCCUGAGUCCUGACCGGAGUGGAGGAGGGGUGGGGAAGCAGCUGUCCCCCCACCCUGCCAGACAGGGCAGCCCGCUGCCUGACUACCGACGCUACUCCCCCGCCAAGCUCGCUCUCAGGAAACACUUCUCUCAGGAACCACGGUUAGCAGGUUGUGUGGAUCUGCUGGGGCCAGCUCUGCAGAGGGAGCCAAAGGAGGGGGACCGCCCCUCCCCUCCCUCUCAGAGCCAGGGGGACGGGGCUAAACAGCCCGUGGAGGGGGCAGCGUCCUACAUGGGUGGGCGCAUCUCCCCCGUCAGUCCGGUCAGCCCUCCGGUCGCAGGGUUCAGCCUGCCAAUCAGCAUCCCGCUGGAGAGCGUGGACCCCCCGAAACUGCCGGUGAGCAUUCCCCUGGCAAACCUGGAUGCUGCCGAGAAGGAAGGUACCAUUCCGAAGGAGGUAGGGCAGCAGGGACAGGGGAGUAAGUCCCCGAAAGGGAAAGCCAAAGGGAGGAAGAACUCGAGCACCUUCCCUAGCACCGAAGCAGGGACAGCUUCUCCUGGUGGCCAGGCAGCAAUGGGGGGAGACCGUCCUCACAGUAACAGUAGUGUGAGUUCGUCGCGCAGCUAUCCGAGGAACACCCCCAGCCCCCGAGGAGGGGUGUCCCCCUUCAGCAUCGACAAGCUGGUCUCCAGAGAGCGGUCGCCUAGCACCAGCCAAUCUGCUGCUCAGUUUGCGAGGUCCGAUGGAACCCCCACAACCACCCUUCCCACCUCCAUGGGUUUCGGGACUCUGCAUUACUCAGUCAACAUGGUAGGGGGCGCAGGUGGACAAGGGUUUGUGAAUCCUAUGAUGUAUUCCAGCCUAGAACAAGCCAAGAGACCGGUCUUCAACGGUACAUCUGGUGUAAACCCAGGGGACGUUGGCCCUCAGAUUUUCUGUGGCGUGAACGCCCCAAACAACCCCAGCGUCCUGGUCAACACUGCGUGUGUCGUGGCCUCCAAGCAAACUGGAACAGACACAACACCCGCUCCAGAACCAAAGGGGAGGAAAAAGAGAAAGCGGCAGAGGUCCCCCGCGCAGGACAGCGGUAGCAAGAAGCCGGCAGUGUCUGCUGCUCCGCCUGUACUUACCUCUCCUACCUCAACAGCCAAUCACAAAAAUAAGGUAACUGAGGAAAAUGCUAAACUGGAGGGAGGUGCAAGCAGCGAAGGUAAAAAUGAGGACCUGCCUACAGCCAUCGCGAACAUCGUAACCAACAUCAACCAACCGCUGGAGAUCACGGCCAUCUCGUCCCCCGAGUCUGCCCGUGAUUCACCAGUGGCAGAGGUGUCCUCCAGGACAGUGCCUGGACAAACUGUCAUCAGCAGCCUGGCAAAAGCACAGGCACAGGAGAAGGGUGCAGUGGACAGUCCUGAAGACAAGACCAGUUCCAGCAGCGUAGAAAAGGCUAAACGACCCCUGACCCCGGGAAAGAAGCCCCCGUCGCUGCCCAAGGAAUCUGCGAUGGUUGUGGCCGAGAAUGACGACCAAUCGAAGCACACCAUCUCCCCAAACACCAAGAAGUGGCAGGCCCAGCUCAGCAGCGGGUUUGACGCGCUCAUGGCGUUUGCGUCGUCGGAGCUGGACCGGAGUCGUCGGAAGAGUUCUGAACACGAGAAGGAGCAUCAUGACAGCCAGGACUUUGACCUACGGGAGAUGGUUUCCUCCCCUGAGUUGUCUGACAACGAGGAGUCUGCUGCAAGCAAGAAAAAGGAGACAGACGCCUCCCAGCAGAACAAACAGGACCAGGCUGCACAGGGUAAGGCAGGGGGCAAUGACCUACAGGGCGCUGACCCGCAGGUCAAGACAGAAGAGGUGGACUUCAAGUCAGAGACGGACACAGCGGAGGAAGACAUUCCCGAGGACGGUACGUCGACCAACUACCCCCCUGAAGAGUGGAGCCAGGGGGGGCAGCCGUACAGGUGGCGGGAUGGGAGGGAGCUGGCGUUUAAGGUGGAAGCAGAGCGACAUGACCGUGGCAUGAAGCUGGAAGGGUUCAUGUGGGGGGAGCGGGGUACCGCUGGGAUGUACCGAGGUGGCGGUGGUGGUCACCAUGGUAACGGUGGUGGUUCCGGCGGAGGUGCUGGUGGUGGUGGGCAGAACUUCUCACCCAAUAACAGAUUCCAGCGGGGGUUCAGGCACCCGUCAGGGGACAAAGGUAGGAAGUACCAGCAGGGUAAGCGGCCCUGGCAGAAUCGAGACCGGCGCGGGGGUGGACCCGCACACGAGGGGAAGUUCGGGAAAAUCAAGAAAUUCAAACAGAAGAAGCCGUGGCAAAAGGGCGACAAGUCCUUCCAAGACAACAACAGUCCCAGCCCGGGCUUCAUGCAGAAUCAGCCCCCCAUGUCUACAUCUGCCGGCGGCUCCAUGUACCCAAACAUACCGCACCCGGGAGCGUUCGGGACGUCCGGAUACGCGCCGGUGGGAGCGCUAGCGGCGCCUGGCGGGAUGAGACCGUACCAGGCUGACAGCAUGGAGCUCACUAAGCCAGGGUUCCAGCCUCACUUCCACUCCGCCUUCCCCCCUCCCUCCUCCUCCUCCUCCCCUGCCUUCUACAACACCUCCCUGGGGAAGAACUUCUACUCCGUCCCCCCUCCAUCGAUCACUCUCCCCCCUCCCAGCAUGUCGACCCACUCCCACGAGCAGCUCCCCCCUCCCCCUCCGCCUCCCGGUAUGCCCCCCUCUCACCUCCCACCACCCCCUCCACCCUCUUCAAACAGCUCCAGCCUACCCCCUCCCCCGCCACCUCCUGGGCAGCCCCCUCCUAACCUGCACCCUCCUCCAAUGCCCCCCCUGAAGAACGCCCCCCUGCGUCCUAGUGCCGUAAGCUCACCGAUGUCAGCCAGGUGGGUGCCGGUCCCUUCCAGUGUGGGACCACAGCCUCCUCUGCUGCAGCCCUAUGGCAUGAUGGGAAUGAACAAACCCAUGGCUCCCUUCCCAGGGUUCCCUGACUACAGCAACAGGCCGAGAUGACAGAAGAAAGGUGGCAGCUAGAAUGUGUUGGCUGACUACCUCAUCGAGUUGGAACAACUAUGCAACACCAGCCAUGCAGACAGCCAAUCACAGCAAGCUUGAUACCCAACCAACCAAUCACAACAAGCCUGGCAAUCAGCCAAUCCAGGCCAGCCUAGUAGAAGGCCAACCAAUGACAGCAAGCCUCACAACAGCAAAGACAUGCUGGAAAAUGCAGGUUUCUAUGAGAGAAUGAAUAACUUAAAGAUGUUAAAGAUUGAAAUGGUUUUGCAUUCUAUUAGAUACUUGCAUCGGUUUUACACCUAUACACUGAUUCACAUGAAUUGUAGGCUAUUGUGUAAGAUAAUGAAAUUAAAGUUAAAGACUGACCCCUUAAUAAAUUGUAAACAUUCACACAUCUACAAGAUAACAUCAUAAAUAGACUGUAAAGAUGUACAUGUAUCAGCAUUUCUUCACUGUAGGUUCUAUGCUAGUAUAGGUCAAGUCUAGUGGUCAGUAUGUCAAAAUGAAGUAACUGUCCGAGUAUUUUCUGGCCGUUUUACCAACAGCUUUAAUGGCGAUCUGACGC
Messenger RNA from Branchiostoma floridae (Florida lancelet), 6120 nucleotides. Its product is annotated as histone-lysine N-methyltransferase, H3 lysine-79 specific-like. Gene Ontology annotation, cellular component: nucleus. The coding region runs from base 276 to 5552 and encodes 1758 amino acids. Gene Ontology annotation, molecular function: histone H3K79 methyltransferase activity. The record is from RefSeq and is a predicted model, not a curated record. The transcript has 31 exons. Gene Ontology annotation, biological process: DNA damage checkpoint signaling; DNA repair; regulation of transcription regulatory region DNA binding. Lineage: Eukaryota; Metazoa; Chordata; Leptocardii; Amphioxiformes; Branchiostomatidae.